Molecule: messenger RNA, 1518 nt
Organism: Hydra vulgaris (swiftwater hydra)
Lineage: Eukaryota; Metazoa; Cnidaria; Hydrozoa; Anthoathecata; Hydridae
Source: RefSeq, a predicted model, not a curated record
AUGAUUAAGGCAUCGAUUGCAGAUGAGAUUCAAUCGGCAGGAAUGUUCUCCGUGCAACUGGACACAACGCAAGAUGUUAGCGUAAAGGAUCAAUGCUCGAUUGUAAUCCGAUAUGUUAAAGACCAUAUUUACGAGCGACUGGUAUCCGUCAGCAAUUGUACUAACUCGACAGGCAAGGGUAUGUUUGAGCUGUUCCGGGAUGAAAUUGUCAAAAUGGGCAUAAACAUUGAAAACUGUGUGGGAAACUCUACAGACGGGGCGGCAAACAUGCAGGGCCAAUAUUCCGGUUUCACAAAAUGGCUCAAUGAGGCAUCCCCAAACCAAGUGCAUGUGUGGUGUUACGCUCAUGUAUUGAAUCUUGUUCUUGUUGAUACCACACAAACCACCAAAGCUGCAAUCAGUAUAUUUCAGCUUAUAAACAAAUGUGCUGUUUUCUUGCGCGAAUCAUAUAUACGAAUGGACAUAUGGGCGUCAAAACAAUCAAACAAUAGAAGACUAAAUGUAAUUGGCGAGACACGCUGGUGGGCAAAGGACCAUGCAUUAAAAAAAAUAAUUGGAAGCUUCAACAACCCAUCGACGUCCUUGUAUAUUGAGCUAAUUGAAACUUUACAAGAGUUAGCCUCCUCUGAAGACUUUAACCCAACUGUUCGCGACACCGCCCAAACCCUAUUAGAUAAGUGCAUCUCGUUUGAAACAAUUCUUACCGUUCAAGUUUUUUUGCGUAUAUUCCAACACACAGCAUCACUUUCCAAGUACCUGCAGACAAGUGAGAUGGACGUGCUCCAAGCCUACCGAAACGUUGACUGCACUAUCAAGGCACUGCGAGACGUUUCCAGAGACUUUGAUGGCAUUAAUGCGAGCGCUAAAAAAUUUGUCGAGUGGGCCAACAACUCAUUGGAAGAUCUGAAAAUUGAUUUGACGGUUGAAACUGCAUUGCCAGAGAAACGAGUUCGCGUCCCAAAAGCAAUGAGCGGUGAGCAACGCACUCACGAGGCUGUCGGAGAUCGCGCAAUUGAUUGCUACAGGAUAACGGUACGCAACUGCGUUAUGGACAAAGUAGUGAAAACUUUGGAAGAACGCUUUAAAGCUCAAGACACGUUGUUCGCUGACAUGGCGUGCUUGAAUCCGGAAAAUUUCUACGAUAUCAAAAAAAACGGUAUCCAACCUACUGCCUUAGUACGUCUCAGCAGCAUUCUAACAAAAUUUAAUAAAGAUGCAACAGCUUCAAAUUUACAAUCCGAACUCAUCGACUUUUCGCUCAAGUGGAGCAAAUUUAAGAAGACCGUUUCUGAAGAGUAUUUGGGCAUGAACUUAGCGGAAAACCGAAACAACAACGAUGAAUUGGAGAACGACGAGGAAACUGCAGUUUCUUCUUCGUUCUCUGAAGACAAAGAAGCUCAUGGUAAAUGCAAGAGUUGCAAAAAUUGCCCCGUCUGUUGCUUCAAGGUUUUACACAAAUACAAUUUCUACAGCAAAGCCUAUACACCCAUUUGUACAAUGCUUAUAAGCUCUUGCUGA